Photinus pyralis (common eastern firefly) is the source of this 1164-nucleotide messenger RNA. RefSeq names its product serine proteinase stubble-like. The transcript has 4 exons. The coding region runs from base 1 to 774 and encodes 257 amino acids. The record is from RefSeq and is a predicted model, not a curated record. Gene Ontology annotation, molecular function: serine-type endopeptidase activity. NCBI's taxonomy places the organism in Eukaryota, Metazoa, Arthropoda, Insecta, Coleoptera, Lampyridae. Gene Ontology annotation, biological process: proteolysis.
AUGGCCAAUGAAGCAUUUUCAUUGUCACGUCGACCACACGAAAUUAAAUCCGAUGCGUUGCGAAAACCUCCUUUCGUACAAUGUUCUUCAACGGGAUGCAAUAGUUUAAUUAACCGCAAUAAAUGCGGAGGUUCGUUGGUCAGCAGAAAGCACGUCGUGACUGCUGGACAUUGCGUUGCGAGAGCAACCCCUAGGCAAGUGCACGUCACGCUCGGCGAUUACGUGAUUAAUUCUGCUGUUGAACCGUUACCUGCCUACACGUUCGGAGUGUCUCAAAUUCAGGUUCAUCCUUUUUUCAAGUUUACACCGCAAGCGGACCGCUUCGACGUCGCGGUGCUACGUCUAGAUCGCACCGCGCAUCAGUUACCCCACAUAACGCCGAUCUGCCUUCCACCGCGCGGUGAAAAUUUCCUGGGCGAGGUCGGCGUUGCGGCAGGCUGGGGCGCUUUGAGUCCAGGAUCGAGGUUGCGUCCUCAGACUCUGCAGGCGGUGCCCGUUCCCGUGCUCGAAAAUCGAGUGUGCGAAAGGUGGCACAGGUCUAAGGGAAUCGGCGUAACUAUCUACGACGAAAUGUUAUGUGCCGGUUAUAAGAACGGGGGUAGAGACAGUUGCCAGGGUGAUUCUGGCGGACCUUUAAUGUUACUUAAGCAGGGUAGGUGGUAUUUAAUUGGAAUCGUAUCGGCGGGAUAUUCCUGCGCGCAACCGGGACAACCCGGCAUUUAUCAUAGGGUAGCUCAUACUGUAGACUGGAUUACAAGAGCCAUCGGUGCUUAGUUACCAAUUACAUAGAAUAAAGGUGUUACUUACCUACACCUAAUUCUAUGCCAUUACCUUAAGUCGCUGUUGCUGUGUAGAUCAAUCACGUUUUAACUGCUUUCUAAGUAAUUUAUACCAAUUCCGCUUACAAUUCGUGAAAGUAGAGCUUACUGCGUCUCUUGAAUAUUUAUAAUAAUUAGUGAUAAAAGUGCACACCACAUUCUUUAAUUAAGCACCACUGAUCCCUAACUUUUUAACUAAUUUGUCCUGCGCAAUGGUUAACUUUAAAGUUUCAUUUGUAUUUUUAAGUAAAAUCGUUAAAUUGUAUGCUGCGAUAAUAUUCCGGUAAUUAGUUUUAAUUAUUUGUAAUUAUGUUUAAGUAAUUCAGUAAUUCCAGUCUUACAGUUA